Molecule: messenger RNA, 1678 nt
Organism: Helicoverpa armigera (cotton bollworm)
Lineage: Eukaryota; Metazoa; Arthropoda; Insecta; Lepidoptera; Noctuidae
Product: UDP-3-O-(3-hydroxymyristoyl)glucosamine N-acyltransferase
Exons: 2
Coding region: 153-1229 (358 amino acids)
Source: RefSeq, a predicted model, not a curated record
GUAAACGAUAAAAACCUGUAUACAUAUAGGUGCAUUUUCAGAACAAUACUUAUUCUCGUCAAGGCAACUGCGUUGUAAAUAAGAAAGAGUGUUAAAAUACCGGUGUUUUCUUCGAAAAAUAUUGUUUUAUAUAGCACCUGUGAGAUUCCAGGAUGUCUUUCAAGAGUUUGAUUUUGUUCUUCGCGUUAUUUCUAAGCUACAGUCUAGUAACUAGUCAAGUUUUUGACGUCGAUGUAGUCAUCGACCCUGGAGCAACCAUCAAGUCUGGUGCAGUCAUCGGCUCUCACACACUCAUCAACUCUGGUGCAGUUGUUAACGCUGCGGUCAUAGACUCUAAUGUACUCAUCGGUUCUGACGCAGUCAUCGGCAGUGGUGCGGUCAUCGGCCCUCGCGUAUUCAUCAACUCUACUGCAGUUAUCAACAAAGGCGCAAUCAUUAACUCUAAUGUAUUCAUAGGUUCUGGUGCAGUCAUCGGCUCCGGUGUAGUUAUAGACUCUGAUGUAUUCAUUAACUCUAGUGCAGUUAUCAACAAAGGGACAGUCAUCGCUCCUAAUGCAAUCAUUGACACAGGUGCAAUCAUUGGCAUUGGUGCAAUAAUCGGCUCUCGUUCAGUUAUCCACUCUACUGCAGUCAUCAACAGAGGUGCAGUCAUUGACUCUGAUGUAAUCAUUGAAUCAGGUGCAUUCAUCGGCUCUUAUGCAAUUAUCGGCUCUGGUGUAAUCGUUAAUUCUAAUGCAGUCAUCAAUUCUAACGCAGUCAUCAGUUCUAAUGUACUAAUCUCUACUGGUGCAGUUAUUGACUCUAGGGCAAUCAUAGACUCUAAUACAAACAUUGGCCCCGAUGCAUAUAUCGGCUCUGGUGCAGUUGUAAACGCCAGUGUAAUCAUCGGUUCUGAUGCAUUCAUCGGUUCUGGUGCUCGCAUCAAUACUUCAGCAUUGAUCGGUCCUGGUGCAGUCAUUGGCUCUGAUGCAGUCAUCGGCCCCAGGGCAAAAAUCGGCUUUAAUGUAACUAUCUCUCAUGGCGCAGUCAUCGGCCCCAGGGCAAGAAUCGGCUCUGAUGUAACCAUCUCUCAUAACGCAGUCAUCCCUGCUGAGGCAUCCAUCUUACCUGGUGCAGUUAUUUCUCCUAUUACAAUAAUUCCCUCGAACGCUGUGAACUCCACCGAACCAGUGACCUUCCUUGGUGCAGCUGGUAAUGACACCAGUAGCUCCAUCGUCUUCCGUCCAUGACUCCAUGGUCUUCAUUUACUUGUCAUACUCGUAUAUUAUUUAAUAACAUGAAGCUGAAGAGUUGGUCUGCAUGCGCUUAUCUUAGGAGGCUUGGUUUGAAAAAUAAAUUCUAGGCAAGUUUUAGGGUACUUUUUGUAUGAAUAUAAUACCUGCACCACGCUUUUGGUCGUGAGCAAAACCGCCAUUUAUUAUUUUUUUGCACGCUUUCAGACGAAAUUUGCACUAAAUUGAUUAGUUAGGUACGUUUCUUUAGGUACGCUUCUAUAGCUUGUAACUAUUAGGACAUGUUUUUGUAACAGAAAAUGUAUUGAUAAGUUGUAAACAUAUCUUAUUUACUUAAAAACCGCGAUCUAGCUUUAGAUGUAAGCAACAUUGUACUACUUGAUGUUAUUAUUUCUACUUUUAUAUUCACUGUAUUUGUACAACAAUAAUUAAACAUAUCAUUAAAG